This is a messenger RNA of Monopterus albus (swamp eel), 1133 nucleotides long. It is a transcript of the gene gad1a, whose product is annotated as glutamate decarboxylase 1a. The record is from RefSeq and is a predicted model, not a curated record. Gene Ontology annotation, biological process: GABA biosynthetic process. The coding region runs from base 274 to 1125 and encodes 283 amino acids. NCBI's taxonomy places the organism in Eukaryota, Metazoa, Chordata, Actinopteri, Synbranchiformes, Synbranchidae. Gene Ontology annotation, molecular function: pyridoxal phosphate binding; glutamate decarboxylase activity. The transcript has 7 exons. Gene Ontology annotation, cellular component: presynaptic active zone; cytoplasm.
GAAAUGGACUAAUCCAGAUCCAGGGGCCCGGGGAGUGCGGCUAAAUGAUAAAAUAAUCCCACCACACCCACAGCUGACUAUUUUUCUUUCAGCAUGCCACAUCACUCGACCUCACACAUCUUUCCAUUAAUUUCCCAUCAACUGUUCACGAUAAAAAUGUGCACUGAUGUUGUGUCUUUCAGGCUUGUGUAGGCCCUUUAACCGUUAAAAAAAAAAUCUAUUACAGGUUAUGCAUGGUGUGGAGUUGCUCAUGGAUGUACCAGAAAACUGGGAAUGAAGAUAUGUGGAUUUCUGCAGAAGAACAACAGUCUGGAGGAGAGGAGCAGGAUUGUGAGUUCCCUCAAGGAGCGCACAGCCAAGACCCUGCUCUCCUGUGAUAACAUCGGCGGAGAUGUGCGUUUCAGACGCACGGAGACGGAUUUCUCCAAUCAGUUCGCCAGAGAUCUGUUGCCUGCAAAAAAUGGAGAGGAGCCGACUAUGCAGUUCUUGCUGGAGGUUGUGGAAAUCCUCACCAGCUACAUUCGGAAGACGUUUGACAGAUCCACCAAGGUGCUGGACUUCCACCACCCGCACCAGCUGCUGGAGGGCAUGGAAGGCUUCAGCCUGGAGCUUUCUGAUCAGCCCGAGUCUCUGGAGCAAAUCCUAGUGGACUGCAGGGACACGCUGAAAUAUGGAGUGAGAACAGGUCACCCCAGGUUCUUUAACCAGCUUUCCACUGGAUUAGACAUCGUUGGGUUGGCAGGAGAGUGGCUCACUUCUACAGCCAACACUAACAUGUUUACCUAUGAGAUUGCUCCUGUCUUUGUGCUCAUGGAACAGCUGACACUGAAAAAGAUGAGAGAGAUUGUUGGCUGGCCCGAUGGAGAGGGAGAUGGGAUAUUUUCUCCAGGAGGAGCGAUCUCCAAUAUGUACAGCGUGAUGGUCGCCAGAUACAAGUUCUUCCCUGAAGUCAAGACUAAAGGCAUGACAGCUGCACCCAGACUGAUCCUCUUCACCUCAGAGCAUAGCCACUAUUCCCUCAAGAAAGCCAGCGCAGCUCUGGGCUUCGGAACAGAAAACCUGAUCCUUCUGAACACAGAUGAGAGGUUUUCAUUAUAUUUAACCUGCAUGUCCGCCACCUGGUAAAAGUUCAA